Messenger RNA from Toxorhynchites rutilus septentrionalis, 2878 nucleotides. It is a transcript of the gene nab, whose product is annotated as NGFI-A-binding protein homolog. The transcript is spliced from 7 exons. Gene Ontology annotation, cellular component: nucleus. The coding region runs from base 577 to 2313 and encodes 578 amino acids. Gene Ontology annotation, molecular function: transcription coregulator activity; transcription factor binding. The record is from RefSeq and is a predicted model, not a curated record. Gene Ontology annotation, biological process: negative regulation of DNA-templated transcription. Lineage: Eukaryota; Metazoa; Arthropoda; Insecta; Diptera; Culicidae.
AGUUGUUGUCAUUAGAGCUAAUCUUAUUUUUUUGAAACAGAAAACAACGCAACCUCAAAACUCUGUGUGUUCGAUUCGCGAACGGAAUAUAGUGGCAUUGUAUAGUUUAGCACAAUUUCCUAAUUAGUGUGAUCUGCAAGAGAGCGAGAGUAUAUUCCGGAGCACCAUCGAUUACGCGCGCUGUGAUAAACACAAAACGUGACGAACUUUGUGGUGAAACAUUGAUAAGAGCUACGUAACUGUCACACGUGUGUAGGAGACGGAGGCGCGCGUCAGAAAUUUGAAGGCGCCAUAAUUUUGUUGGGGAUAAAUUAGUUAAAUUUAUUUUGUUAAUUCCUGUUGGCAAUUUUUAGUUUUGUCGCUAUUUAAUGCAAUUUUAUGCAAAGCUUUUUAAAUUUUGACGCAUUUAGUCGCUGUUAGGUUUUUUUAUUGUGUAGUGAUUCCUUUUCAAGCAAGCAUAUUAUUAUUAUCUAUUGCAACUUUUGCAAUUUGUGGUGGGUUUCUGCAAUUUGGCUGUAAUAGGGCUAAUCAAAAUAGUAGGGCGAUCGAUCGCACUUCUUCUGAGCCAUGCUUUAAAUGUGCCUCGUAAAUUUGCAAUCGGUAAUGGAACAGAGGCCAAUUUCUCCGCCAACGACGGUAUCAAGUGGUGUAAUAGUACAGAGCUGUGCGCAGGUAGAUGAUAGUAGUAGCUUAUUAGGGGGUGGUUCUAGUGCUAGUGUACGUAGUCUUUCCGACAAUAAUCUUAGCUCAACGACCGCAAGUGUCAACAAACCAAAAAUCAUCUCAUCGGCGGCCGGUUCUACGACAGCGACACCGGUGAAGGCAUCGACCGGAGCAUCGACGACAGCAUCGGCGACCACUUCGUGCGUUCCCAGUCCGAUACUGAGCCCUCCGCGGAAGAUCUGGGGUCGCAAUAACAACGGUACAAUGGUGGAAACGUCUACUCCUUCGAACGAAGCUGAACUUCAGCUGUAUAGAGUGCUACAGAGAGCAAGUUUGUUGAGUUACUAUGACACAUUGCUCGAGAUGGGUGGUGACGAUCUGCAACAACUAUGUGAGGCAUGCGAGGAGGAGUUUCUGGAAAUAAUGGCACUAGUUGGGAUGGCAUCAAAACCACUGCAUGUGCGACGAUUGCAGAAAGCACUCCAGGAAUGGGUCACGAAUCCAGCGGCGUUUCAAACCCCUCUCAAUAAUGUGGAACCACCAGCCCGCCUAUCGUACAGCCCUGGGGCAGGAUCGAUAGCCCGCAGCGUUGGGAAUUACUCAGUUGCAUCCACUCCAUCGUCUAGCUUCGUGAGCAAUCCUUCGUCCAGUACAAAUUUUCAGCCCUCCUCACUAGGACAUCUUGCCACUAGUCUAAGCAGCAGCAUUGGCAGCAACGUUAUCAGCCCAAUCGGAUCGAUCGGAUCGACCACAACCAGUUCGCUGCAGCUGAAUCCCAGCCUAACCGAAGAUCAAGUUACGAAAAUAAUCCUAGCAGCGGAACGCCUAUCUCGAACGAUCCCGCGACACCUCGAGCCCCGGCAACAGAAUGUCAAAAAACGUACCACGCGUGAUCUUGAGCAAGUGAUCGCAAUGAACGAAAGCGAUCCGCGCCGCAUGGAGGAAAUUCGGAAGUAUUCCGCUAUCUACGGUCGUUUUGACUGCAAACGGCGUCCGGAGAAGCCUCUGACGCUACACGAACUGUGUGUUAACGAAGCAGCGGCACAGAUAUGUAAAUGUGUUCCAGCUUUGCUCACGCGUCGCGAUGAACUCUUCCCGCUUGCCAGACAGGUCGUCAAAGAGUGUGGGUUUGGUCAUUCUGCCAGUAUUCGUCUCACCGGCUUCUGUCAAUCCCAAUCCGGUCGACACGAAGAGGUGGAUGCUGCCCAGCAGAUGAAGCGAGCACGUCUCUCAAGUGACACCAGUUCCGACCUCGGAAAGGAAAACUCCGACGAUAACAGGGACCUCUCGGCUGGUUCUCUAUACCAGCACAUGGGCGACAAACCAUUCGACAUGACCGAAUCAAGUAAAUUUUCAUUCACUCGAUCCGAAUUUGAUGACACAGAUUCUCGAUUUAGUUUUAGCAAUUCAAGUUCGUCACCAGUUCAAACUGGAAAUGGAAUAGACCGAGAUGCGGCUCACAACGAUUUCCUGGACAACCCGCGCCAUUCGAUGAGAUCCCUGAUACAGCAUGACGGUUCUCUCGGAGUACAGGUUAUAUCAUCAUCCGGUGGACAUAUCAUUGCCGUGGCUAAUCCUGCCCUAGCCCUUAGUCCGGCUCUGAGUGAAACCAUUACGAUCAAGCGAGAAGCCACUUCACCCGACUUAUAACAAACGGGUGGAAGAUUUAGGUGCGAUAAGGACCCCCAGUCAAUUCGCAAAAAAAGAGUAUAGUACAAGUUAACUAAACCUUCAUCCUAAUGAAUGCUCAAAUGAUAGUGAUUUAACAAAGAAAUAUAUGCGAAUAAGUACUAGUCGAACAACUUCGGAAAAGUUAAACUUUCUUUGGGAGUAUGAAAAUAUACAAAUAUAUAAUAUAAAUUUAACGUAAAUUUUCGACAAUGGUGAAUUUCCACAUUGCAGCUUUCAACUUAAAGACUGUUUUGUUUAUCUUUUAUUCUUUUCUGUUCUGUUUGAUAAAUCAUUUCGAGACUUUCGUUUUUAAUAGACUAGCCAAGCUUUUCGUUUAGUAAUUUACCUAAAUUUUGUUGUAGCAGCAUCAAUCGCACAAAGCAAUCGUAAGACUGUACGAAUCCUUCCAAUAAACAUUUCAUUCGAUUUGUUAUACUUUCUAGUUUCAGUUAAUUUUAGAGCAAUUACCGAUGAAAUAUGUAAAUAAAUUAUUGCACAUCUGUCGCUGUGUAUCAUAUAGUAGCUGUAAUACAGUUUCCCCUUU